UCAUGUUAUUAUUCACUUCUUUUUGUUAUUUUCAUUCCUGAAGCAAAAUUAGCAUACUUAGCUCGUUUGUUAUUUUCGUCCUCAGACGGUUAUGCUCCUCGUUUGUUAUUUUCGCUCUGAGGCGGUAUUAGCAUGGAUAGGCGUUUGUUAUUUUUGUCCUCAGACGGUUAUCUUCCUCGUUUGUUAUUUUCGCUCUGAGGCGGUAUUAGCAUGGAUAGGCGUUUGUUAUUUUCGUCCUCAGAUGGUUAUCUUCCUCGUUUGUUAUUUUCGCUCUGAGGUGGUAUUAGCAUGGAUAGGCGUUUGUUAUUUUCGUCCUCAGACGGUUACUCUCCUCGUUUGUUAUUUUCGCUCUGAGGCGGUACUAGCAUGGAUAGGCGUUUGUUAUUUUCGUCCUCAGAUGGUUAUCUUCCUUGUUUGUUAUUUUCGCUCUGAGGCGGUAUUAGCAUGGUUAGGCGUUUGUUAUUUUCGUCCUCAGACGGUUAUCCUCCUUCGUUUUUUUAUUUUCGUUCUGAGGCGGUAUUAGCAUGGUUUGGCGUUUGUUAUUUUUGCUUCAGGACGCCUUUUUUAAACCUAUUUUUUUCUUUUUUUAAUUUUUUUGUUUCUGAGCAAGGAUUAUAACAGUCUGAAAUGACAUUCUCAGACUGAGUGGUUUAUAUAUCCUUGGUAUGAUUUAUACACUAGACCCCAUAACAGGCAUAGCAGCACUAAAAUGUCAGAUCACCGGUUAAAGUUUAUGAUCAAAAAUAAAAAUAGGCCAAAGCUUAGCCCUAUUUACCUUUUAUCUCCCCAGGUUACAAAGUAGUUUAACUAUAGGCAGCUCUACAUGUGCUCAUUUGGAGACUCCCUAGAAGAUCUACACUUAAUAAUUGGGAGUCCCUUCAACUAAAUCUGAUUAAGAAAUUAUAGCUAAUACAAUAUAUCCAUGUAAAAUACUUAAAAAUAAUUAAGCUCGUAAAGAGCUGUGUCUGUUUUUAUUUUCUCAGGUCCUGUAAAGUGGUAUAGCUCUGCAUGCACUCUUAUGGAGUUACUUCGAAGGGUACAGUUUAAAAUUUGCUAUAAAAUUACAAAUCCCCUUGGGCUAGAUGGUAAUGUUAACAUCUUAAGUUUUAAGGCAAUCAUAUAGGUGGGAUUAAGUGUUAGAGUGAUCAUGUCAAUAGGAUUAAGUGUUUAUUAUUAAUAAUAAUAAAUUUAAAAGGAAUAAAUGCUCCAACAUGGGAAGGAGUCCAUACAGCAGACUCAUAGAAUGGCAAUCGCCUUAAGCACCACUCAGUGACUUCAAGAUCAGCCCUAAAGGCAUUCUGGUCUGGCUGGAAAGCCCACAAGAGAAUUUCAGGCGUGGAAUGCCAGGAGACUUGUGCAGAAGGUCUGUACGUGGAGAACCUCCUUGGGUGAGAUCCCAGUGGAGAAGAGUGGCCAUUGAAAGAUAAACUUUUUUCUGGAGGGAGGAGAAAACUUUCAUUUGCUUAUGACCUUGUCUGAAUACUGAUGAGUUUGCGGAACUCAGAAGGCUUCCAUGUCCUAGGCAGCUCAUGUCAAGAACCUUGGGUGAUCACUGAUGUCACACAUAAGAAUGUUAAUUGUUAAAUUAACAACAAAAGUCACUGUGUACUAACUUCCCAUGUAGGAUCUCUGUUCUCAAAAAAACUACAGUAUUAACUUUAAUGACAAAACUUAAUUCCAAAGGUUUACUUUGCUCUAUUGUGUGAUAGUAUGCAUCGUAAGUUCUAGUCAUGUCUAAGUGUCAGACUCCAUUAACUGUGUUUUUAGGUAUUUAAGGUUUAGUAAGUGCCUCAAAUGUAAAAUCUUACAUAUGUGUUUCUCUGUAAAAUUACUAUCUAAUAUGUUUUAACAUAGGGUCAGAUAUUUAAAGGUAGUUGAGGAGAUUUCUGAGAAUGGCAAAGUUCUAUGGACUUCGGAUUCCAAGAUUUGGAUUCCAGGCUUCUGUGUAUAGCUUUAAAGAUGCCCUGAUACAGUACAUACUGAAAAGGGUAGCUACAAAAGUUGUUCCAGAGAACUAAGGAGCUUCUAAAUAAAAGCUCCAGUAUUGGGAAUUGCUGAUGACAGGAUUCUAUGGAACUUGGAUUCUAGGAUUUGGAUUCCGAACUUUUUUUAAAAAGGCCCUGAUGCAGACUCUGUACUGAAAAGGGUAGCUACAAGAGUUAUGGAUUCCAGGAUCUGGAUUCUAAGCCUUGUGUUUGCUUAAAAGCCUCUGAAACAGACACUGUGCUGGACAGGGGAGCUGCAAAGGUGUUCCAAGGAAUCAAGGAGUUUUUAACAAAAACUCCAACAUUAGAAAUUCCUGAGCAAGCCAUUCAUAUGAAGAUCCUCUUCAGAUCAGUUUCAGCUUAAAUAAAAGGGACCUGACCAGGUGCUAGUGAACAUGACUACUUCUGUAAAAUUAGAACUAAACUUCUACCUCUUAAGUCUUCACAGGUGUAUACAAAAGACAUUCCUGACUAUUCCUAUAAGCCAAUCAAAAACCUUAGAACUCGACUUCUGGGAGUAACUGACCAUGCAGGGACACAGACCUUGGCAAUGAUUGAGACUGCUCCAACCCACAGAGCAAAUUUGUUAGUUAGGAUAGACAGAGACUUACAGACACUGGAUAGGCAGGGACUGUACUACACCCCUCAUGAACAGGAAGCAAUCACAGAAGAAAUGAGUUGACGGCAAUCAACUCCCCUUAGGACGAAGGGGAUGGAGUCUCUGAGGGGGGAAUGAAGUAGGCAGGUGAACUCUAGUAGGCCAGACCUACGAGAUGGGACCCUGGAAAAUCCAGAUGCCGAAUGGUUUACUGAUGGCAGCAGCUAUAUGAAGGAAGGAGUUAGAAAGGCAGACUAUGCCAUAGUGGAUUUUACUCAGACAUUAGAAGCCCAAGCACUACCACACAAUACUUCAGCCCAAAAGGCGGAGCUUAUUGCAUUGACUAAGACUUUACAACUGGGAAAAGGUCAGCAAGUUAAUAUAAAUAGAUAGAUAGGUAGAUUCCAGAUAUGCUUUCCUUGUGCUACAUGCACACACAGCCAUCUGGAAAGAGAGGGGCUUACUGACCCCUGUUAAAUAUGGAAAAGAGAUACUGGCUCUACUUCAGGCAGUACUGGAGCUUUUAGAGGUGGCUGUCAUCCACUGCAAGGGACAUCAGAAGGGAGAUAAUUAUGUUAACCAGGGAAAUGCAUGAGCAGAUAGAACAGCUAUGCAGGAAAAUUUGGAAAGGGCCCUUAUACCUCAAUCUGUGGAAGUCAUUAAGGAACUGCACUAUAUGGAGCCGGAGUUGAAUGGGCCCAACAGCAAGGCUAUACUAAAAAUGCAAAUGGAUGGUGGAUGCUAAAUCAUAAUUAUGCUACCAAUGGUCACUCAAUGGAAAAUUAUAAAGUAGAUACACAACUCUACCCACUUGGGAAGAGAUACCUUAGUACAAUUGGUCUCCCGAGCUUUUGGAGGAAAGGGACUAAAUACAGUCAUAAAGGAAAUGACUCUCUCUUGGCCACUGUGUUUACAGAAUAACCCUCCCCAUGUAAGGCCACCUCCCCUGUUGACUCCUGUGCAGAGGAAGGGAACAGACAGGUGUAGAUUGGCAGGUUGAUUUUACCAAUAUGCUCCCAAUUAGUAAUUAUAGGUACCUCCUAGUCUUUAUUGUUACUCUUACAGGAUGGAUGGAGGCCUUUUCAACCCGAAUGGAGAAAGCACACAAGGUGCUUAAAGCCAUGUUAAAAGACAUCGUGCCAUGCUUUGGACUCCCACGGUCACUCCAGAGUUACAAUGGAACCCGGCAACUUCUGAAAAUAAUGAUGACCAUGCAGGAGACAGUGAGAAUGGCGGUGACUGAAGGAGAUCCAGCUCGUGAAGUGAACUCAUUAGAUGAGAUAGGCAGAGACUCCCAGACCGAGAACAGGCAGGGUCUGCGCCCCUAAUCAGCAGGAAGUAGCUACAGAAGAUGGAGACUCAACGCCCAUCAACAUCCCCUUAAGAUUAAGGUCUGGAGUCUCUGAGGGGGGAAUGAAGUAGGCAGGCAUACAGGUUGGAUUUGUGAACUGGAAGACCACGCCCCUGUGUGAACUCAUGCUCCUACCUGAUGCCUUGGCCACGCCCUUGUGUGGCUUCAUUCCCCUACCUGGCCUUACCGGGGUGCCCACCAGCCAAUCAGGUUAAUUGACCACUCCCCUUUGGAGUGGGUUAAAAGCCUGGGGCACAGUGUGCCCAGCCUGCUCUUUUUCCCUGGCGUCUUGCUAGGAAGGGGCUUGCUGUAGCCCCACACCUCCAGGGCGCAUGGCCUUCGGGCCAUGUGCUCUGGGCAUCCUGGCCUAGAUGCUCUUCCACGUGGCUGGUUCCUGGUGCUUGGUCCAGAAACUGCUCAGGUGUGGAUGUAGGUGGUUGAGCAACAGGCAGUCCUGCCUUCUUGAUUCCCCAUAAAGAUACAGUUCUCUGCAGUGCAUCUGAGAAGCAGCAGACAACCCAAUUUCUUGAGUCCCUGCCACCAUGAGGGAGACUUGGAUGGAGUUCCAGAUCCGAGCUUUGAUCUGACCCAGUCCCAGCCAUUGUGACCAUUUGGCUUUCAGGUGAUUGACGAGGACAGAGUCCCUAAGCUGCGAAGAGACUGAAUUUUGGAAACUCCGUCCAGAACUCCACAGUGUGUAUUUAGGUGCUCUUCCCUCAGGCCUGCAGGUGGACAGCAAGAGCAACAGUGAUGAUAGCAUUUGAAGACCUGGCUGUGUUCUUUACUUGGGAGGAAUGGCAGAACAUGAACCAAGCUCAGAAAAUCCUGUACAGGGAUGUGAUGCUGGAGACCUACAGCAACCUCUUCUCCCUGGGGUACUGCAUGACCAAACCUGACUUGAUCUUCAAGUUGGAGCAAGGAGCAGAGCCCUGGAUGGGGGAAGAAUGCCUACAUCAGAGCCUUCCAGUUGCCAUGAAACUGGAUGAACUGAUUAAGACCAACCAGAAAAGUCUGGAGAAAAAUCUGAAUCAGGAUGUUAUGAAAAAUAAUAAGACAUUAACUCCCAAGGGAGUUGAAUUCAGAAAAACACUUAAUUUAAGUAUAAGCCAUAUUCCAAAACUGAGUAUCAAAAAGAGAAACUAUUCAGGAAUAAAACCUGAAGAAUGCAGUGUAUGUCACAAUGUGUAUCCCCAUUGUGGGCCUGAUCAGCUACAAGCUGGAGAGAAAUUUGAUGCUACUACGGUACCUGGGAACACUCUCCAGUUCUGUGAGCCUCUUAAUCAACAGCACAAAAUUCAGACCAUGGAGCAGGCACUUGAACAAAUUGGACAAGGGAAAGUCUUCAAAAGGAAGAAUAUAUUCUAUGAAUCUGAGAAGCUUUUUAUGGUAGAAACCUGUAAUAAGCCAACUGCCACUAUUGGCAAGACAACUGAAAUACUACAAGAUUUCCAUAAAAAGUCUAACCUCAGUAUACAUCAACAAAGUCCCAAAAGAGAGAACGUUUAUAAGUAUAUUGGGCCGGUGGAACCUGUCAUUUACCAACCACAUUUUAGAAUGAAUCAUAGACCAAAUAUAGAGAAGGAAUCCUAUGCAUGUAAAACUUGUGGGAAGUCAUUCAGUAAUAAAUUCUGCCAUCCCCUCCAUCACAGCACUCAUAUAGUGGAAAACCCUCAUGUGUGUAAUGAUUGUGGAGAAACCACUCACCAGAAGUCAGGUGUCAUUAGACAUCAGAGAAUUCACACAGGGUUGAAAUCUUAUAAAUGUAAUGACUUUGGGAAGUUCUUUGGCCAGAAGAAACACCUCAUAAAUCAUCAGAGAUUUCACACAGGGGAGAAGCCUUAUGAAUGCAAUGACUGUGGAAAAGCCUUUGGCCGGAAGUCACACCUCAGAAAUCAUCAGAUAAUUCACACAGGGGAUAAGCCUUAUGAAUGCAGUGACUGUGGAAAAGCCUUUGGCCAGAAGCCACACCUUAUAAAUCAUCAGAGAAUUCACACAGGGGAUAAGCCUUAUGAAUGCAAUGACUGUGGAAAAGCCUUUGGCCAGGAGUCACACCUCAUAAAUCAUCAGAGAAUUCACACAGGGGAUAAGCCUUAUGAAUGCAAUGACUGUGGAAAAGCCUUUGGCCAGAAGUCAAACCUCAGAAAGCAUCAGAGAAUUCAUACAGGUGAUAGGCCUUAUGAAUGCAGUGACUGCCAAAAAGCUUUUGGCCAGAAGUCAAACCUCAGAAAUCAUCAGAGAAUUCACACAGGGGAGAAACCUUAUGAAUGCAAUGACUGUGGAAAAACCUUUGGCCAGAAGUCAAACCUCAGAAAGCAUCAGAGAAUUCACACAGGGGAUAAGCCUUAUGAAUGUGGUGACUGCGGAAAAACCUUUGGCCACAAGUCACACCUCGUAAAUCAUCAGAGAAUUCACACAGGGGAGAAACCUUAUGAAUGCAAUGACUGUGGAAAUGCCUUUAGCCACAAAUCAACACUCACAAAUCAUCAGAGAAGUCACACAGGGGAGAAACCUUAUGAAUGCAAUGACUAUGGAAAAACCUUUGGCCAGAAUUCAAACUUCAGAAAGCAUCAGAGAAUUCACACAGGGGAUAAGUGUUAUGAAUGCAAUGGCUGUGGGAAAACCUUUGCCCAGAAGCCACACCUCAUAAAUCAUCAGAGAAUUCACACAGGGGAUAAGCUUUCUGAAUGCAAUGACUGUGGAAAAGCCUUUGCCCAGAAAUCAACACUCACAAAUCAGCAGAGAAGUCACACAGGGGAGAAACCUUAUGAAUGCAGUGACUGUGGAAAAACCUUUGGCCAGAAGACAAACCUCAUAAAUCAUCAGAGAAUUCACACAGGGGAUAAGCCUUAUGAAUGCAGUGACUGCGGAAAAGCCUUUGGCCAGAAGUCACACCUCAUAAAUCAUCAGAGAAUUCACACAGGGGAGAAACCUUAUGAAUGCAAUGACUGUGGAAAUGCCUUUAGCCAGAAAUCAACACUCACAAAGCAUCAGAGAAUUCACACAGGGGAGAAGCCUUAUGAAUGCAAUGACUGUGGAAAAACCUUUGGCCAGAAGUCAAACCUCAUAAAUCAUCAGAGAAGUCACAGAGGGGAUAAGCCUUAUGAAUGCAAUGACUGUGGAAAAGCCUUUGGCCAGAAAUCAUACCUCAGAAAGCAUCAGAGAAUUCACACCAUGGAGAAAGCUUAUAAAUGAAAUGACUGUGGAAAAGCCUUUGGUCCCAUCCUUGCAUACCGAGGAUAAAUCCCACUUGGUCUGGGUGGAUGAUCUUUCUGAAGCAUUGUUAGAUUAAGUUGGCCAGAAUUUUGUUGCGGAUCUUUGCAUGUAUGUUCAUCAGGGAAAUUGGUCUAUAAUUACUUUCUCUGUUGUAGUUUUUUCAGGUUUAGGAAUGAAGGUGAUGCUGGCUUCAUAGAAAGAAUUUGGGAGAAUCACCUCUCUCUCAAUUGUUUUGAAUAACUUGAGAAGAAUUGAAGUUAGUUCUUUAAAUGUCUGUCAGAAUUCAACAGUGAAGCCAUCCAAUCCUGAGAUUUUCUUUGUGGCAAGGGUCUUUAUUACUGAUAUCAUUUCCGUCUGGUUGUGGGUGUGUUUAGUUUUCCUAUAUCUGUGUUGCUCAAUUUAUGUAGGUUUUAUGGAUGUCAGGAUGGUGGAAAGCCUUUUUGCUGUAAUUCAUAACUCAUAAGAUAUCAGAGAAUUCACACAGGGAAUUUUCUAUAUGACCUUUUUGUACAAGUUAUAUCUCAUGAAAUAUUAGAGAAUUCACCAAGGGGAGAAAUGCAUGAAUGUAAUAAAUGUGAAUAAGCCUUUGUGGUGCAAAUCAGACCUCAUCAAACAUAAAAUAAUUCUCAUGGGGAGAAAUUUUAUGAAUGUAAUGACUCAGAGCCUUUUACCAUAAUUCAGCCCUCACUGUACAUCAUCAAAUUCAUAUAGGGAAAAACCCCUUUGAAAGUAAAAUCCCUUUAAUUAGAAGCCAUACCUCAUAAGACAACAGGGAAUUCACAUGGGAGAGAAACAUUAUGGGUGUAAUGAGUGUUGGAAAGCUCUGCCCAAAUCUCUCCUUAUAUCAGAAUGUACAACAUAUAUAUCUAAUGAAUGAAAUACAUGUGAGAAAGCCAUUUCACAUAAGUAAUGCCUCAUAAUCCAUCAUGGAGCUUGAACAAGGGAGAGACCUUAACAAUAUAAUGAAGGUGGAAGAGCUUUUCCCCAAAAUUCAUGUACGUAUUGUGAUAAAACCUUUUGCUGGAAAUCACAUCCUAUCUAACAGACUCAUGUAAUGGAGAAAGCUUAUAAAUAUUAUUAGUGUGAAAAGAUUGUCAGAAGUCAAUGGUACAUCAGAGAAUUGACACAGGUGGUUUCUUAGGAGUAUAAUGAUUGUGUAAAAACAUUUUCUUUAUUUCAGGCUUGUAUAGAUAUAGAAUUCACAAAAGGUGAUAUUCUUUGCAUGCUGUGAAUUUGAUAAAACUGUUAGCCAGAAAUUAGACAUCAACAGACUUCAGAGGAUUCAUAAGGAACAAAAUUCCAUGCAAUGACUUUGGAAAAAGUAUUUCUGCUGUAAAUCAGUCUUUAAUUCCCAUGAACAGACUCACAAAUGAGAAAACAUGCAUGCAUAGAAAAGUUUUGUACAAUAAAUUAUCUCUAGAUGGUAAACUAAUAAUUCACACAAAAGAAAAAUCAUGAGUGUAAUGGAAUUGGGAAACCCUUUGCUGUAAGGCAGAUUUCCAGGAAGCUUAGCAAGAUUACACAAAAGUCUCUGAAAAUGUAAGAUUUCUGAAAGAAUUGUUAGCAUCACAAAGUGGAGGAUAGCUCAAGUGCAUGUGUUUUUGUGACCUGGCAUCCAAAUUGGUAUCUCUUUUUCUUUGAUGAAUCCCUUGUUUAUUUAUUGAACAGAUUUAGAGACAAAGUGUUCCUAUCCAUUGGUUUACUAUUACAUGCCCACAAUUGCCAUGGUAAGGUCUAUGGCAAAAUCUGAGUGCUGAGGGCUGUGAAUCUGAUUCAUCACGGAUAAUGCUGAAGACAUUGGUUCCUGGUUUUUACACCGCUAUGCAUGGAAAUGUUUUUCUAAUUUCUUUUUCAAAGAGUUCAUUGUUAAUAUAAAGAAAUGCUCCUGAUUUUUAAAAUUUUAUUUAAAUAAUUUGUGAUCAGUGUGUACUAGUCAGACAUUAUUACAGGGUGUAGUGCAGUAUUUGUACACAUUUACACAGUAGAAACUGAUCAAGCUAAGCAACUACAGUUCUAUCAAUUUGUUUAAAGAUUUAUUUAUUUGAAAGACAGAGUUACAGAGAGAAAUAGCAGCAGAGAGAGGGAGAGGUCUUCCUCUGCUGGUUCACUCCCCAGAUGGCUGCAAUGGCUGGAGCUGUGCCAAUUUGAUGCCAGGAAACAGGAGCUUCUUCCAGAUCUCCCACUUGGGUUCAGGGACCCAAGGACUUGGGCCAUCUUCUACUGCUUUCCCAGGCCAUAGCAGAGAGUUGGAUUGGAAGAGGAGCAGCCUGGACUAGAACUGGUGCCCACGUGGGAUGCUGGUGCUUCAGGCCAGGCUGUUAGCCCACUGUGCCACAAUGCUGGCCCCCAAGCAACUACAGUUUAAUUCUUCUCCAUGAUUUGAGACUACCAGCUCCUCUCUUCCAGUUCUUUACACAGAACCUAAUAUGGUUGAAUGUAGUCAUCUCAUUAUAUUAUGGAACACCAGAAGUUCCUUCUGCCUCUUUGUAUUUUGUUACCUAUUAUCCAAUCCCCUUCUAUCCCUAGCUGCUUCCCUUCUCAGCCUCUAAUAAUCACAGUUCUGUGUUCAGAUCCAUUAUUUUCUUUCACUUCCACAUGUGACAAGGACUAUGUGACAUUUAUGUUCCUGUUUCUGGCUUAUUUCAAUUAAUUUAAUAAUAUUUUGUUCUUUUUUGUAUCUAAAUGAUGUUCCCCUGUCCAUUUUUUUCAUUGAUGGACAGCUAUAUUGGUUUCAAAUCAUGGCUGCAGUGAACUGUGUUAUGGGAAAAUUGCUGUAUCUUUGAUAUGCUCUUCUCAUUUCCUUCUAAUAAAAUUUCCUUCUUAUAUAUAGCCAAGAGCAAGAUAACUGUCAAACAGUACGUCAAUUUUUAUCUUUAUUUUAAAUUUUUGUUAUUUAUUUGAAAGAGUUACAGACAAAGGUAGAGACACAGAGAGGUCCUCCAUUAGCUGGUUCACUCUACAGAUGACUACAAAGGCUGGAGCUGUGCCAUUCUGAAGCCUGGAAAAAGGAGCUUCCUCUGGGUCUCCCACGUGGGUGGAUGGGCCCAAGGACUUGGGCCAUCUUCUUCUGCUAUCCCAGGACAUAGCAGAGAGCUGGAUUGGAAGAAGAGCAGCUGGAACUAGAACUGGCACCCAAAUGGGAUGCUGGCCCUUCAGGCCAGGGUUUUAACCCACUGCACCACAGUGCUGGCCCAAAUUUUUAUCUUUUUUAAGGAGUGACCAUACUGUUCUCCAUAACAACUGUACUAAUUUGUAUUUUCACCCACCAUAUAUGAAGGUUUUCUUUUCCCAUAUGCUCUCUAGCAUUUGUUAUUUUUUAUCAUUUUGGCAUAAAGAUGAUAUAAUAUUGUU
This is a messenger RNA of Lepus europaeus (European hare), 10498 nucleotides long. Its product is annotated as zinc finger protein 345-like. The record is from RefSeq and is a predicted model, not a curated record. The transcript has 7 exons. Gene Ontology annotation, biological process: regulation of DNA-templated transcription. NCBI's taxonomy places the organism in Eukaryota, Metazoa, Chordata, Mammalia, Lagomorpha, Leporidae. Bases 4685 to 7126 code for a protein of 813 amino acids.